CUAUGCACUUUCCCCGCUUCACCCGCCACCGAUGAAACGAAGCUUAAACGGGUCCAGCAAUGUCGAAGCCUCUCUCUCAUCACCUCUUUCAGUAAGCUCAAUCUCUCCUCUCGCUUUCUCUCUCAUUACACUCAUUCAAUCAUCUACUCCUUGUAUCCAUGCCAGACUAUCGGAACGAAUAGGAGAUUUUCUCUCCCCAGCAACCUAUACUCCUCCGGAAGGCUCCAAUGUCAACAUUAAGUCCACUCUCGAGUCCCUUCUUCCUCGCCGGAGCUCUCCUCUGGACUCCGAGAUCUCCGACGUCGAAACCAAAGCCAAAAUCAGUGACUUUGUGCUAUGCUGUGCGGCGUUGGCUGCCGCCUCGGAGUCCACUUACAGUGAGCUCCUGUGGGUCCCAAAUUCACUAUCUGUCGCCGCUGUCACGGCCUUCAGGGAGCUUGCGGAAGCCUAUUCGAGCUGUUUUGGCGCGACAGAGUCUAUGAAAGUUGGGGAAUUCGAGUUUGAUUUGAAGUUUAUGCCGAAUGACGUGAGGUUACUGGUUGAGUUAAUGCCUCGGGUUUUGCCUUCGCUUAAGGAUAGAAUUAAGGAGAGUGCGAUUGAUAAGUCGAUUGAUACUGAUGAGUUUUCGGCUGCUAGCGCCAGAACUCCGGUGGCUUAUGCAAUUGUUGCCGCUCACCAGUUCAAAUGGUUUGUUACACAGGUGAACUAUCCAUAUUUGGGAAAGGUUUGCUCUUUGGUGAUUCCUUGUGGCCUGACGGCCCUUGAUCACUGGUCACAACAAGUUAAAGGGCAGGGCAUGAUUAGCUUCAUCCAUCUCUCAAAAAAUGUGAAUGCUGCUGAGAUCAGUUGGUUUGAUGAAGUAAUUCUUGAUGCUUGUUGCCAAAAUAUUGCUUCAUCAGAUGAUGAAAUAUGGCAAUACGUGGUUGAAAUGUCAGUGCUCAUGGUGACUUCCACCCAGAAAAGUAAUCCUCGGAGCAUAUGGUAUGAAAAACUACUGAAUGAGAUGUUGAGUCACUUGGAAAGGCAGCCUAAAAAUAAGGAGCGUCGUAUUGCGUGGCUUAAACACAUUGAGCCACUGUUCAAUGGGGUUGGUCUUGUACUGCUAUCUCAUUUCAGGCGUCUUUUUCCUCUGUUCUUUCGAUGGAUGCACGCCAACGAUGAUGACACUGUUCUACUGGUUCUGGAACGUAUCAAAACAGUUCUGAGAUUGACGUGGAUAAGGAAUUCACCAUACACUGAAAGAUUAGUGGAUGAGCUUGUCGCUCUAUACAAGGAAGCAGCAAUGAGAACUGCUCGUGAAGAUAUCAGAUCACUUAUUAUUCAGAUACUAACGUUGAUGCAUCAAUCUAAGGGUUCACAGUUUGAAGCGGCUUGGGACAAGCACAAGACUGAUCCAGAUUUGACUGCUUUCCACCAUUCCUUUACUGGAAGACAUAAUGGAAUGGCUGCUGUUCAAUGACCCAGAAAUUGUUUCACCUUUUCAACUGUGAACAUGGUAGCUAAAAAGAUUGAAGAUCACACACACCGACGGGUCAAUUCAAGUGCUACAAAAAAAAAAAAAAAAAGUGUUUUAAGCGUUUCAUAGAAACGAAACAAAUUCAUUGUCAAGACUCAUCAUCCACCAGACAAUUUUGUACAUGGAGUAAGGAACACAAGCUUAUAUUGCAUUCUAGUUUCACACACCUAGCUUGUAAUAUCAAAUUUCGCACUUCAUGUCCCAUAACUGUACAUUGAGUAUUUAUGUACUACUUAUUAGUGCCUUCUCCUCUCACUAUUCGGUUUCUCAUUC
Messenger RNA from Ipomoea nil (Japanese morning glory), 1789 nucleotides. RefSeq lists its product as uncharacterized. The transcript has 8 exons. NCBI's taxonomy places the organism in Eukaryota, Viridiplantae, Streptophyta, Magnoliopsida, Solanales, Convolvulaceae. The record is from RefSeq and is a predicted model, not a curated record. The coding region runs from base 32 to 1459 and encodes 475 amino acids.